Molecule: messenger RNA, 3080 nt
Organism: Lates calcarifer (barramundi perch)
Lineage: Eukaryota; Metazoa; Chordata; Actinopteri; Centropomidae
Product: cerebellin-1
Exons: 4
Coding region: 1761-2501 (246 amino acids)
Molecular function (GO): protein binding
Source: RefSeq, a predicted model, not a curated record
GUCAACAUGAUGAACAUAAUGGCCUUGGGUGCAAAUACAAAUGUUUGGGGAAAUAACGUUGUUACCACCUUCAGCGGUUUUCUGCUCAGACAAGUUUAAGAGACAGUGAAUGACGAUAUGUUUCAUUUGUCACUAUAAUUACAAUUUUAACAGAUCUGAAAUUAGUGAGUAUUUAGAGUAUUUAAAAUGCAAUAUGUUUAUUUUAAUUCAUUUCAAAUCGAAAGACCUUUUUUUUUUUUUACAGUAAAAUUCAGUAGGAUUGUCCACAAGGUGUAACUUUUUAGAUUUCUUUAAAGCGCUUAUAGGAGGCUGCAACUUAGAUCAGAAUUAAAAAGCAGUUCAUCUGUGAGCUUAGUUUCUCUUCUGCUUUUCAAGUACAACUUAAAGCUCUGUUUUGUCUCAUCAUCAAUACCUUUUUUGAAAACCUCCUCUGUAUUAGUCCUUGUGCACACUGUAUUUUGCAUUUUGAAUGUGUCUUCUGUUGAAACUAAAAUGUGAGUGCAAGUGGUGUAAAGUCUCCUUGGCCUGCUAUUGUUAUUAAACCAAUUCAAUUUCCCAAUCCAUCAAAUGCAUGAAUGUAAAUGGAACAUAAAUUUGUUUCUACCCAUGACUCAGGCCUCUGCAUGGCAGGUUACAGACAGACCACUACAGAUACAUAGGUGUCUUAGUUCAGACAGAAAACAGCGCCCUCUGCUGUGCCAAACCAGUGUGGUGAAGCAGUGCAGGAAAUCUACUUCAGUUCUCACCUUGAUGGCAAGACAGGUUCACUUAAAGUUUGUUCCAGCUUUGGGGGAGACUGAGGCUGUUGGAUCGUGGAGCUGCUGUAACAUCUGAUGGUAGUCACAUUUAAAGUCUAAAAUGUUGAGUAAUUCGGUGGUGACUUGGUUACUGAUCAAAGAGCUCGUUGUAGAACAGACAAAAGGUGCCGUCAGUGAUCAGGACCUAAGAUGGUGGUCAGUGCAUUGAUCAGUCCAACAGUGAAAUGUACAGAAAACAUUACGUCUGUUUCUGCUGUUGGGAUAUUUGGUACAGAGUCAGAUGGUCACAAUAAUUAUAUAUGAUUGUGUCGAACCCCCCAACUUCUACUCCCAUUAUCAUGCACAACUUUACCUUAAAACACUGGUUCAUGACAGAAUCUUAAAAGCUAAUGUCAGGUUUUCAGUCAAGUUUAAUGUGGGUGUUAAUGUCCAGAUGAUGAAUUCUUAUGUUCAUGAAUCAUUUGUGCCACCAUAGUGUCAAACACUGAAUAUCCACCAAGAAACUGGCAGAUUGCCAUGAAAUGUUCUGAGUUCAAUCAUGUUCCCCAGAGGAUGAACCCUUUCUUGUAUCUUCGAGUUUGGAUACAAGAUCACUCAAAAACUAUGAGGUGAAUUUUCAUGUGUGUGUGUGUGUGUGUGUGUGUGUGUGUACAUACAUGGCUGCAAACGUGUUUAUCCCAAAACCUUUUCAUUAGACCAGAGAUGCAUUCAUUAACAUUAACGUGCCAUGUUGUUGAAAGGUGCUGUACAAAUAAGUUUGCCUUGUCCUUUUAUGGUCAAAAAAAUCAUUGUCAGUCUUUGGGCCUGACACUAACAAUCGGUUUUCCAGUUAAUGUAUCAUCACUUCCUUAUUGCUCAUCAAUUGAGUUGGAUAACAGAUACUUCAUGAUAAGAUAAAGUUCCAUGUUAGAUGGGAUGUUAAAAAUUAACAGUUCUUUAACAAAAACAUCAUAAGACAUCAGUCAGAGUUUAGAAGACAGAGACACUGAAUCAACGUGGAAGAUGAAUUUGACCAUGUUAUGGUUUGUUUUGCUGCUCUGUGGCUUGAUUUCAGCCCAGGAUGAUGGUACUGCUACUGUAACAGAAAAUCCUAAUGAAAUACAGUCAUGCUCUCCUGACAUGUGUGAUCUCCUGGUGGAGUUUGGUGCCAUGAGAGAAAAACUCAGAGCAAUGGAAACCAGGCUAGAAGACAGCGAAACCAGGCUGAGGAACAGUGAAACCAGGCUGAGGAACAGUGAAACCAGGCUGAGGAACAGUGAAACCAGGCUGAACGAGAGUGAAACCAGGCUGAGGAACAGUGAAAACCAGAUUCUGGAGCUGAGGAACAAAGAAGGAACCAAGGUGAUAUUCAGUGCAGUAGUAGGUAGAGGAGAUAAAGCCAUUGGACCCUUCAACACAGACAUAACUCUAAUCUACAGAAGAGUGAUCACAAACAUUGGUAAUGCCUACAGUCAAUCCACAGGUAUCUUCACUGCACCUGUUGCAGGUGUUUAUUAUUUUAACAUCUUCUAUCAUGCUGGACGAGCACAUGCGUCAGGGCUGCAUCUGUAUAAAAACAGCCAGGUGAUGGUCAUGACAGGUCAUCAGCAGUCAGACAAUGACAAACCAGAUAAUGGAGGAAAUGCAGUGUUUCUGCAGCUUCAGCGAGGAGACCAGGUUUAUGUGCGCUUGGUUGCAAAUGCAUAUGUUUGGGGAUCUGACUAUGAUACAACAUUCAAUGGUUUUUUGGUCACUCAGAUUUGAGAUUCAAUACACGGUUUCCAUUUUACAUGACAAUAACUUUGCAUAUCACAGCAAACAGAAUUCAGUUUUUAUUUAGAUUACUCUCAGUGCUUAAAGCAAGAAAAUAACUUUCAAUUAAAUGAAGGCAAUACAGAAGUCCUUGUAUUUGGCAACAGCAGGGAGGAACUAACAUCAUUGCUUUGCUUGACUCAACACAAGAAAUUUUGGUCAUUUAAUGACACAGAUCUGAGCCUCAGCAGCCAGUUCUUCAGUUCAGCAUAAAGCUAGCCCAUACACAGCACUGAUUUCAGAAUAGUCAGUUCACAUUUGUUUGUACAUGAAGUGAACACCUCUAUGUUGCAACAGUCUCUCAUGUGAUCUCUCAAAUAAGACAACUUCAGAACAAUGAGAGCUCUGCUGAGCUGAGCACAAAACUCCUGUUCUUACACUUUCUCUCUGGCUUCCAGUUACUUAUGAAAGAUUAUAAAGUUCUGUUGCUGGAAUUGCCUUUGUGUUUAAAAGGUAUCAUAUAAAUAAAGCUGCUUCAUCUUGUUUAUUCAUUCCUGCUUGAAGAUUAAUAAUAAAAUCAUUUCAUGAAUA